ACAUCCUUCAUUCAAAGUUUGAAUAUCUUGACCAUUUCCGAACUAAUAUCCCCCCUAUAUAUAAGCUCGAAUCUAUCUACCCAAUUCAUACCCAAGCCACAAAUAAAAAACUUCCAACAACCAACUACUCUCAGAGGUCAUAACAUACUUCUGGUUUUGUUUGGUGUUCGAAUUCAAUAUACACCAUCUUAUUAUAGGAUCAAAGAAUAAGCAUAUAUGGCAGCCAUUAAUCAAGCUCCAACUUUCAUGCGUUCAAACGCAUCAUCUACUUCUCCCUUCCCUUCGUCUUCCCACAAAUAUAUCACAAACGCUGCUAUCAGUUUUCCAAAGAUUAAAACCAAUAAUAUAAGCAUCCGCCCUCAAAAGAUCCCAUCAAACAUAGCUCUGGUUGAAGAAACGGAUAUAUAUUCAAGAAUCAUACCCAAGAACCCGACCUCAAGCCCUAGAAAUGUUUCUGGUGAUCCUCAAGUUAUGGAGAAGCUUUACCUGAUAAUGGAGGCUGUUUCUGAUCGGGUGGAGAUGCAUAAGAACAUUGGAGAGCAAAGGAACAGCUGGAACAGCCUGUUGUUAACUUCGAUCAACACCAUUACUCUUUCGGCUGCAACCAUGGCUGGUAUUGCUGCUGCGAUGACGACUACACCUGGUGCACCAUUAGAAGUGCUUAAGCUCUCAUCUACUUUCAUGUAUUUGGCUGCAACAGGGUUGUUGGUUAUCAUGAACAAGAUCCAACCUUCCCAACUGGCUGAAGAACAAAGAAAUGCUGCAAGAUUGUUGAAGCAACUUGAAAGCGAAAUCCAGACAAAAAUCGCCAUAGGUAAUCCUACACUCCGUGAUGUGAAUGAAGCGAUGAAGAAGGUUUUGGCUAUAGAUAGAGCAUACCCUCUUCCUUUACUUGGCGCCAUGCUUGAAAAGUUUCCAGCUAAAACUGAACCAGCGGUUUGGUGGCCAGAAAAGAGGAGGGCUUCUGCUAAAGGGAAAAACGAUAAAAAUGGUUGGAGUGUGGAGUUAGAAGAGGAGAUGAGAAAGAUCAUUAAAGUUUUGGAAGUAAAAGAUAAAGAGGAUUACUUGAGGUUAGGCGAUAAGGCCUUGAAACUCAACAAAGCUUUAGCCAUGGCUGGUCCACUACUAACAGGCUUAGGAGCCAUUGGUUCGACCUUUCUUUCAUCCUCUCCUCAUAAUUCUUGGGCUGUUGUGCUCGGAAUCAUGGGAGGUGCAAUGGCAAGUGUUGUGAACACUGUAGAACAUGGUGGGCAAGUAGGCAUGGUGUUUGAAAUGUAUCGAAGCAAUGCAGGUUUCUUCAAAAUGAUGGAGGAAUCCAUAGAUUCGAACUUGAAGGAAAGAGAUGAGGAAAGAAGAGAGAAUGGUGAAGUGUUUGAGAUAAAGGUGGCAUUACAGCUUGGAAGAAGUUUAUCUGAGCUUAGAGAUGUUGCAGCUUCAUCUUCAAAGAAAGGGAAAGACAUUGAAGAGUUUGGAAGCAAGCUUUUCUAAAUUAUGUAUUAUUUUGAUAGUAUCAUCUCUUGAUUAAUUUAUUCAUUUUAUGUAUAUAAAAUUUAUAUAUCAUGAUCAUGUAAUUAAAUAAGUAAUUUGCGAUCUAAUAUAUAUUAUUAUAUAUCUCA
Molecule: messenger RNA, 1616 nt
Organism: Lactuca sativa (garden lettuce)
Lineage: Eukaryota; Viridiplantae; Streptophyta; Magnoliopsida; Asterales; Asteraceae
Product: putative F-box protein At4g22030
Source: RefSeq, a predicted model, not a curated record